This is a messenger RNA of Sodiomyces alkalinus F11, 1693 nucleotides long. Its product is annotated as DNA/RNA polymerase. The transcript is spliced from 7 exons. Gene Ontology annotation, biological process: translesion synthesis. Gene Ontology annotation, molecular function: DNA-directed DNA polymerase activity; damaged DNA binding. Lineage: Eukaryota; Fungi; Ascomycota; Sordariomycetes; Glomerellales; Plectosphaerellaceae. Bases 254 to 1693 code for a protein of 479 amino acids. The record is from RefSeq and is a predicted model, not a curated record.
CUCAAGCUUCGACAUAGACAUCGGUACCUAGGUAUCCGUCGGUCAGGGUGUCACGUCGUCUUAACCACAUCUAGGACUGGGAACACCCUUACUCCGUUGUCACAAUCCCCUAAACCAUGCGGGGGAUCGUGACAAGAAUGUGUAUGGUUUGGUUGAUUAAUGGACCACCGUGAUCUUCCAACUCAAACAUUCCCCGCAUUCUCAUGACAUGCUAUCCCGACUCUCAGGAUGGACCUAAUAUUCAAACGACAACAUGGAACGCCCAAGCGGAAAGACGACCGUCGUACUACACUUUGACUAUGACUGCUUCUAUGCCUCAGUCUUCGAGAAUCAGAAUCCGGCUUUGCAAUCUCUGCCACUGGGUGUUAAGCAGAAGGGCAUCUUAGCCACCUGCAACUAUGCUGCCCGUGCGCGAGGCGAAUGUCCCGAGCUCGUGAUUGUCGAAGGAGAGGAUCUGACGCCCUUUCGAGAUACGAGCAAGAAACUAUUCAGUUUUCUUCGAUCCCACUCGUGGAACCAAAAAGUUGAGAGACUCGGUCUAGACGAGGUGUUUAUGGAUGUCACGGAUAUCAUUAACUACAACGUUCCUCUUUUGAAUAGAUCUUGUCUCUCGGAUUCGUUCUUCUGUCUUUCCCAGGAGAAUCCAGAGAGUGGCUUUCCAUGCGACCUGACGAGGCUUGCAGGCUGUGUACACGGCUCUCUCCCGGAACCACCGCCUCUCGAGAAUCCCCUGUACGUCCGCCUGUUGUUGGGCUCGCACCUAGCAUGGUAUCUGCGCCUCCAGCUGGAAGAGAGGUUCGGGUUUACCUCGAGCUGCGGCAUCUCCAUGAACAAGCUUCUAAGUAAACUGGCUGGGAGUAAACACAAGCCGCGCAAUCAAACCACGCUUCUGUCGUUAAACGAUGCUGUGGUCCUGGAUUUUGUGGAUUCCCACAACAUACGCAAAAUACCUGGCAUUGGUGCCAAGACGACACGGCUGUUGGAGCAACGGAUAUUGUCCGAGAACACGAGGGUUGAUGUCCGAGUCCAUCCCGACAUCUCCCCCUAUGGCCUGGAGACGUUGCUGGGAGGUCCUGGAUCCGAACAGGGUGCAGGACUGAGAGUAUGGCACCUCUUGCACGGCGUAGACGAUAUCGAGGUCAAAGAGGCUAGCGACUUUCCGACACAGAUCAGCAUUGAAGAUACGUACAGGGGCCUUAACAGUCUAACACGGAUUGAGGAGGAGCUCAGAAAGCUGUCCGCUUCCCUGGUGAGGAGGAUGCGGGUGGAUCUGCUCACGGUGCACGAGUCUGCGGAACAUGGGGCCUCGGACCAAAGGUGGAUGGCGCAUCCGAAAACACUCCGGCUCUCCAUCCGGUCAUGGCCGGCCAAGGCGGAGACGUCUGAUUGGGACUUCAGCCGGACGUCCCGGUCACAGCCCUUACCAAACUUCGUCUUAAGUCUAAAAGAGAGCGUCGAGACCAUCGCAGAACGGCUUACUUCGGACACCUUAUUCCCGAUGCUGAAGAAGCUCCACCCCGAGAAGGGUCACAUAUGGGAUUUACAACUCAUCAAUGUCUGCGUGGCGAAUAUGAUCCCGAGUGGUAGCCAGGCCGGGACCAGCGUCGGCAGGGAUAUUUCUAUCAUGUUCAAGCGGCAGGAUGAUGUGCUUAGACAGUGGAGGUGUCAGCUCAUAUACGGUAUCAUGAUCUAG